AUGUGGCAAACAUCCUGGGAUGAAAUACCAAUCACCAAUAAACUUAAAUCGAUUAAAAAGAAAAUCACUAAAUGGUACACUCAGCCCAAUGCCUCCAGACGAUCCGAAAUCAUCAAUACCAGAACAAGAAUCGGCCAUACCAAUCUCACCCACAUUCACAUCAUAAAACAUGAAGAACAACCUCUCUGUAGCCAAUGUAACGAACCGCUCUCAAUCAAACAUAUAGUCUUAGACUGCCCGCUAUAUGUCAACGCAAGAAACAUCCUUAACCAACCAUCAACGAUGGAGGAAGCUCUAGGAGAACACAACACGCACUUGAUCCAUACCUUCUUCAAAUCUAUCGGCAUUGACACAAAAAUUUAA
Molecule: messenger RNA, 363 nt
Organism: Macrosiphum euphorbiae (potato aphid)
Lineage: Eukaryota; Metazoa; Arthropoda; Insecta; Hemiptera; Aphididae
Source: the annotation of a GenBank genome assembly